Molecule: messenger RNA, 3678 nt
Organism: Sebastes umbrosus (honeycomb rockfish)
Lineage: Eukaryota; Metazoa; Chordata; Actinopteri; Perciformes; Sebastidae
Exons: 2
Coding region: 946-2292 (448 amino acids)
Source: RefSeq, a predicted model, not a curated record
UUUUUUUUUAGAUGCAAGUUAUUGUUUUGAACGUACUUAAUGAAUGACUUCCUCACGCCUUUCUCUGCAAUCAGUAUUAGUUUAAUUAUUCCCUCAGACCAUAAGGAUUAUUAAUUCUGUCCAGAGAGCCUGUCUGAGCGUAUUAAAGUUUUUUUUUAUUAUAGUCUGCCUACAAUGUUUUUUUUUUUUUACAUUUUCCCUAUACUUAACAUAAGCACCAUAACAUUUUAAUAUUUGUAUUACUUAUAUCUACAUUUUAAAAAAUCUUUGAAUUGUUAUCAUUUGUUUCUUUUUUGAUUCAUGAUUUUUUUCCUCAUAUUUUAAUUAUUGUUAUUGCACAUUAGCCUUUUAGCACAUCAUCUACCACCCCCACAUUACACUCCACAAGUAUAUGGAGUAUGUGACAAAUAUUUGAAUCUUAAGUAUAAGUAGUCGUAAAUAUGAUAGUGUGCAUACUGAGUGGUGAUGGUUAUUGUACACUUGUGGACAGCGAGCAAUGACUGCUAAUGCUCCCAUUCAAUAGAAAUGAAGGUGAGUGUGACGCGAUCACAUGCUGAGAACUUUUUUCUUUCACACAGAACAAAUGUAGAAUGAGAUAUUGUGACUGUAGAACAUGUUUUCCAGCUAAAUGCAUUUCUAUAUCCCAAAUUAAUCAGGAAGUGGUUUCUAAAAUGCACUUCCAAAGAUAUAACUGAUAUUGUUUGGUCAAAUAUAUUAUUUUCUUACAGAGGCUGUUUACUGAUGUGAGAGUUGUUGGCAAUUUCUUGCAUCGUGUAACACGUCAGUCAUUGCGUCACCAUGGAAACCAAUGUGCCCAGUUGCUGUUGGAGCGUCUGAAGCGCAGAGGCAAAGGUGUGCCAAAUACAGUGUUAUGGAGUGGAAUAAGAGGAAUCAACAGAGAUAAUUAACAGCAGGAAAACAGUUGAGGACCGUGGAUAAUCUUAAAUGUCAGUGACAGAAGCUCAAACUGGGCGUAGUUUGGUUCAGAAAAUGCUCAGGAGAAAGCUGACUUCUUCUAAAUAUCUUUUCCUGGGAAAAUCAAGCACAAAAACUGGAAACAGGAGCUUUGAGAUGUGCAGACACAAUGGCUCCAACUGCACAUGUAAUGUGACUGAAAUUUCUGUGCAGAGCUGUGAAGAGAAGAUCCGCGAAAGAGCAUCUCCUACGGAGGGUCGGACGCACUCCAUGAGUCCUGAAGCUCACCGAUCGGACCAACAUCAGUUCAUUCAAAACCUGAAUGCUCUGAAGCAAGUUUUCUCUUGCUUCACAUGCACCCUGAAACCUGGUGAGGGAGGCAGCCACGAUGAAGGUGAAUAUCACGCUGUUACGAUCCUCAACAGACACACCAGAGACUCUGUGGACCUGAACACCACAGAAAUACAUCAAUUCAGCAAUGCAGAAUAUAAAUCAACUGUGGAGAAGAGGGAAGCAAGUAAAAGCGAGACAUUUAAACCCCUCAAUCGACUCCAAUCAAAAGCAAAAUCUUCUAAUUCCCUGUUUGUAAAAUCAUUUUGGAGGCAGAAACUGAAAAAGCCUUCUCCUUUCUUCCAGGAGCGUAUUGGAGAAACUGAGGAGUACAUAGCAGAGGAGAUAAUAGUCCUGGCUAAUGAACAUGCUGAUGAGAGCAUAAACCCAAACACAUACCCAGAAACUGAGGGUAAACACCACUAUCCUCUGACAGUGAGUGUAGAUGUUACGGCUAUGAAGUUAGAGAUCAAUAAUGAAGAGAGUGAAGCCUCUAAAACAUCUUCACAUGGAAGCAAUGACAUGGAAGUGAUGGCGGGAAAUCCAGAUGUGAGGGUGAUCGGUAGUGGAGAGACUCAGAUGAUCCCACAGUCUCUUGAGGACUCCUGCCUGGCUCAGAACAGCACAGUGAGUCCGGAUCAUGGCCAUUCUCAAAAUGUGGACAAUUUACGCAAGCAACAAAGCACCCCUAAUGUCAUCUCAUGGGGAGCUGCGUCAGAGCAUCCAGCAGUGAAGGACGACAUCAGACUUUACGCAGCAUUCAACAGUGACUCAUUCUCAAUUCACCACAACGCUGCUGCAGUAAAUGGCCCACUGGGAAACAAAAUAACAGCGAGCACUGUGACAGAUGAUGUCGCUGAUGCAUCUGAUGGUAGUUUUUUUGUAAUGAUGGUAUACUCUGAGCACAAUGCAGAGCAACAGUGUGAGAAAAGAGAGCUUUUCCUGCUAGAAACGGCAUGCUCCGUGGUUCAGGUUGCAAUAAAGAGUGCACUGAAGCAGUUUAAAGAUGAACUGCUGGGUACCUCUGCCCACCUGGAUCCCCAUUGAGCAGCUUACUAUGAAGAGAAAAGCUAAUAUGUUUGUUAAUUCAAAAAUUGUACAGUUUAUCUCGAAGACGGCAGUAGAGAAAAGGCCUCGGUGUGAUGGGAGAUUAAAUGUGUAGGAAAACAAGUGAAACUUUUAGCCUCUUGGUUGUGCCACAGGAAAGGUCAAAGGUCAUCGAAAUCAGCAGAUUAGCUGCUGGGCAAUAACCCCCCAUUUCCUCCCAUUCUCUCUCCAUUUUUCUGUGCUGGAAUACAAUUUAUAGUCUCAAUGUGGUAAUUUGAUUAACACAAAUUAUGGAAUAUGCAACAUACGUACAUACAGUAUACAUAUGUAAGCACAAAACUGAAAAAAGGAUGGACUUAAAGGAGUAGUUUGACACAUUUUGGGAAAUAUCCUAAUUUUUUGCUAAGGGUAAGAUAAGAAGAUUGAUACCACUCUUAUGUUUAAAGGUCGAAUAUGAAGCUAUGGCCAGGAGCCAGUUAGCUUAGCUUAGCAUAAGAAUAGCCUACACCUUGCUUUUUUGUACAGAUCAAACACCCAAGAUAAAACAUGUUAAUUAGCAAGCUUUAGAAGUGCUGGUAUGUAUAUUUUGUUUAUGUAGACAUAACCCAAGCUAGCUGCUUCCUCCUGUUUAUAAUUUUAAUGAUAAGCUAAAUUAACCGGCUGCCGGUGGUAGCUUCAUAUUUUGCAUGCUCAAUCUUCUCAUCUAACUCUUGACAAGAAAGAGAAUAAGCAAACUCCCCAAAAAUAUCAAACUAUUCCUUUAAAACUAGUUUUUGACACAGGGACCCUCUUCAGAAAAGGUCUCAUACAAAUGUGAUGUGAAGAUAUUCUGGACCUCCUAAACGUUUCCAAAAUCUGAUUAUAAUCAAACAGGAAGAUUACCAUUAAGUUUCAGCACAUUCAGGCUCCCAUAUAAUCAAACCCGGUCUGUCUGUCGUCUAGCUCCACCAUGAGGACAAUAUUUACCACACUUUAUAAAGUCUAGAAUCUCCACGUUCAGGUUUUAUUAAACGGUUAACAGCAAAACUUGUUUAGGGCACUAUAAACCCAGUAUAAUAUUCCAAUACAUCCCAAUAUGAAUACUUAAGGUAGUUUAUGAUGACUUUAGAUCUUUAAUAUUCUUUUAUCUUGUUCAUAACAUCAUUGUAAUGUUUUAAAAUAUUCAUGUUGUCACUCGUGUUUCCGUCACUGAGUAUUUCAAUAUUUGUUUGCCACACAAUGUUGUCAUAGCUGAAAUAUUCAAAACAAACCACCGCCCUGCAUUGUUAUCAGCCAACUGUGCAUGUUUACCGCCCUCCAAUUAUAGAGAUAUCUGUUUUGGAUAAAUGUAUUAAAGUUGGAGUCUGCCACCGACAUUUUAUUUAUGUGAAUAAACAGUAAACCAGU